Messenger RNA from Cadophora gregata, 1263 nucleotides. RefSeq lists its product as uncharacterized. The coding region runs from base 1 to 1263 and encodes 420 amino acids. The transcript has 3 exons. NCBI's taxonomy places the organism in Eukaryota, Fungi, Ascomycota, Leotiomycetes, Helotiales, Ploettnerulaceae. Gene Ontology annotation, molecular function: protein binding. The record is from RefSeq and is a predicted model, not a curated record.
AUGGCCCUCAACUUGGGCAGUCUGCCCAACGAGAUCUUGAGCAAGAUCUUCCACAGAAACCGUCUCUCCAACAAUGACAUGUGCUCCGUCGCACGCACAUGCAAGCACUUCAACGUGGUCAGCACCCCGCUCGUAUACUCAAACGUUAAAGCCAGACGUUUCGUCAACGACGAAAGACGAUUUAGCCUCAUCCAGACCCUCAAGGACAACCCGAGCCGAGCGAAUUUGAUACUGAAGCUCAGCUUCUCAUGGGCCGAUAAUGGGACGACAUUUGGUGAAGACCAAGAGUCCAUUGUGCAGUUCCUACUUCGACGAACAACUCGGCUACGAACGUUGAAAAUGAAAGUUACUGCUAUGAAAGAAUAUCCUAUGCCAAUUCCGGUAGUCAGUGGUGCGUUUUUGGAUGUCAAUCCUAUGGCAGAGCUUUGGCGAGUUGAGGUAUCAUGUAUCAACAUCACUUGGCAAACCAUGGGCAACAUUCUUCUUCUCCCGAAGAUCAGCGCUAUCUUUUUUAUGCCAAUGGACAUAGAUCCCUCAAGAGUUGAAGGCCAUCUACCACAGCGACCGGCAGGCAGAACUUCUAAGAUCCGUUAUCUUGCCCUCGAAGGUCAUCCGAAAUGUGUGCCCUCUGUACAUGAGUUACUGCAGUGGAGCAGCAACUUGGGAGCCCUGCUCUACGACUUUGGAGAGUAUGACGAUUCGGGGCUACAUGCCCCAUCUACACUACAAGAGUUUCUUGCUCCAAUUGUACCUACAGUAUUCUACUUGGAUCUACAGGGUCGUCAUACCGACGACUUCCAUUGCUCGCUUAUUGACUUCCAUGACUUUCCCAAGUUGAGGACUCUGGAAAUUAGUCGAUCACUGCUAUUUUUCACAAUCUUUGAAGAAGGCGGAAAGCAUGUCGUGGAACCUUCCUCUCGCAAUGGUCUCUACCUGAGAUUACCACGUAUACUUGAGGAGUUGGUAAUCUUCUUCGAUUUCGGGUCUGCCAUACUAGAUCGCAAACACCAUUCCAGAAGUCACAACUUUGUUGAUGAGGAGUACGACUGGAUCGAAGAGCUGGCAACAUUCAAACCAGAUUACUUGCCGAAUUUGAAACGAGUCAAAUUCGCAGAGCAUUCCGACCCAGAUCCAGGGUCCCAUAAUGUGCGAAACUUCAGCGUUGGGAUCCUCAAGAGCUUUGACGCGAUUAUUCAAGCAGCGGGAAAUCGAGCUCACAGUCUUUGUCAGAUCAUAUUCGGUGUACAGAAAUGGCGAGAUUGA